Oncorhynchus tshawytscha (Chinook salmon) is the source of this 1582-nucleotide messenger RNA. RefSeq names its product G protein-coupled receptor 88 (gene gpr88). Gene Ontology annotation, biological process: G protein-coupled receptor signaling pathway. Gene Ontology annotation, cellular component: membrane. NCBI's taxonomy places the organism in Eukaryota, Metazoa, Chordata, Actinopteri, Salmoniformes, Salmonidae. The record is from RefSeq and is a predicted model, not a curated record. Gene Ontology annotation, molecular function: G protein-coupled receptor activity.
AGCUAGUGUCUGCACUCUGUAGCAUCACCACAGGCGCGCUGCGCGCAUAGUCUAUUACCCCCCCAUGCAACUGUAUCACUGCCGCAUUAACAUGGGGAACAUAUCCACUGAAUAGGAGAUUGGCAUAAACAAUAUUGCAUAAGGACUCCUUUUUCAUCCUUUCGUAUGAAAAACCUUUUUUAUUCUUCAAACAUGCCAAACGAAUCGGCGCAACUGAUAGACUGCGAUGUGGGACACAAUGCAAAUCAACUUGCGGCAGUCUAUUCUCUCAUGUGCUUGUCUGGGACAAUUUUAAACCUUUUGGUUGUCUACCUGGUCAAGACAUUUAAGAAACUUCGAACGGCUAGUAAUGCGUUCAUUGUGAACGGCUGAAUAACCGAACUGUUGGUGUGCGCGAUUUGGAUGCCGCACGAGGCAGUGGAGAUUUCUUCUGGUAGUCCUUUUCCGGCUGGGUACCAAGCCUUCAAAGAUGCGGUCCUAUUCCUCGGCAUCACUUCUAUUUUCUCCCAUUCCCUCAUAGCGGUCAAUCGAUACGUGUUGAUUACCAAAUCACCAGCGACGUAUCUGUCCAUCUACCAAAAAAGCACAUAAUGGAUGCUAAUUGCGUCUUGGCAUUCGGCGCUGGGAUUUCUUCUACCCUGGAUCACGUCUUCGCGGUACCCACAGGAAGGAUGCUCAUAUCUCUCUGCUUCCGCAGCAUCAUUGCUCAAAGGAGGGAAGCCCAUUCUCUCUGACCCAUUUGAAGCUGGUACCCUGGUGUUGACUAUUAUUGGUCAGACAAUGGUUGUUUUGAAUUGUUAUUUCAAAAUAUUUCGAAGGGUGCAGAUGAGUGUGAAGAGGGUCAACAUAUUACAUUUUCCUAUCGUGAAUAACCUUCCCUAUUCGCUCCCCAGAAAGGAUAAACGUUGGGGGUUCUACGUGUUGGCAGUGUGUUUCAUAAUCAUCCUCACUACAGAGCCCCAUUUCCGGGUGUUAUUAACAGCACGUUUUUUUUUUUACCACGGUUCCAUUGGCACUUGGGACAUGCGAUGGAUUAUUUUCUGCACUAUCUUUGUUACAAACCAAUUUCUCUACACGUGGAAGAACGAGGAGUUUAGAAAAUAUUUCAGAUCCGUGCUCAAGGGAGAAUUUUGGAGAGGGUCUGCAGUUGGAGUUGAGCCCAUUACCAUGAAUACAAUAUCUCAGCUUCUCCCAAGACAAAAUAGUCACAUUUUUGGCCGAGAUGAAUUGAACAUAAUCUGAACUGCUAUGACAUUGGUUAUUGUAAGGAUACAGCUGCUACAGUGUUUUAGAAAGCCUACCUGACAACGCAAUAAAAAAAUUACACUAUAAUGUUACUCUCAAUUGGAAAAUGUUAGUAAUGCUGUUACAGCGUUAUUCUGUAGGUCCAUUAUGGAAUACACUGUCAACUGGAAGCACACUCAACAAAUUAGUAAAAUAUUUGUAAAAACAUUGUGUAUAACACUAGUUUGUCUAGUUUCAUGUAUUUUUCAAUAUACUGUUUUAUGGACCAUGGUUGUAAUAGUGUUAUAUGCUAAUUGUAAAUCAGUUUGUGUUCAUUUUAAUAAAGCAACAUUUUUAA